Messenger RNA from Exophiala dermatitidis NIH/UT8656, 642 nucleotides. RefSeq lists its product as uncharacterized. The coding region runs from base 1 to 642 and encodes 213 amino acids. The record is from RefSeq and is a predicted model, not a curated record. The transcript has a single exon. NCBI's taxonomy places the organism in Eukaryota, Fungi, Ascomycota, Eurotiomycetes, Chaetothyriales, Herpotrichiellaceae.
AUGGUCGACGAAUGGAUCGUGGAUACUUUUACCACAUUCUUUAUUCAAGCGAAACUCGCCGGACAAGACGUUGCUUUUCCUCAACAUCUGCAGAGAAAGCCGGGACUUCGGUUCAGUACACUGUAUCAGGGAAGGCAAGCCCUCGAACAUAUUCUGCUCCGUAUAAUCGGAGUUGGCGACGCCUCCGAAAUAUUCCUGGACUGUGAAGCUGUCCACAACGAACUGAAUCUCUGGCUCGAGGCUUCUGAAAUUUGUGUCUGCACAUCUACCCUGGUUGACCAGUUUUCCUGGAAGCUUCUGCGCAUAUAUAACACUAUGGCUCUGAUCAUGGUUAAACGUCUACGGCCGGCUAACAGCGAGUUGCAAACCACUAUGGAGAAUCCUUUUCGUUCCAUCUUGAACCAAUGCCAACCACUCUUUGACUUUGUGCGCAAUAACUCGGCUCGAGCCGAUGACGCCUCAGAAGUGAUAGCUGAUAUCGGCUGGAUCCCGCCUAUCUACUACACGGCACUGCAUAGCUGUGAUCAGCGCACAAGAAAAAGGGCCGUUGGUCUGCUGCGUCUUGUCCCGCAUCGUGAGGGUGUCUGGAAUUCUGUUUCAGCUGCGAUGGUAGCGGAAGAACGUCUGCUAGACAAUAAAUGA